Messenger RNA from Acanthoscelides obtectus, 2953 nucleotides. Lineage: Eukaryota; Metazoa; Arthropoda; Insecta; Coleoptera; Chrysomelidae. The record is from the annotation of a GenBank genome assembly.
CCGUUGUACCUUUUUUGUUUGGCAAUCAGAUAGCUAUCAGCUAUUGUAGUGGUAGUUAGAUUCAUCAGCGGGAAAUAAAAGUUAUUUUUUAAAAACCCUCGUUCGCCUCUGGCAAACAUAAUUGGGGGCUCAACCGGGAUCCCUCGUACGGUGCGUGUGUUAGAAGAAAGAGUAAUUCGGUGGCACUAAGUUAACUGUACUUACUCCAAAGCUAUUAGAAGUGUAUCGAGCAUCACCACCGCACCGGUCGCUAUCAACUGUUUGUGUGUUUGUGAGUUAUCCGCCACUUCUGUCAGCCAAGGGGAGAUAAUCGAACAUCCACGAACGAGAAGAGGAGACCAGGGCGAAGAAGUCCACUGGCACCUGCCUGGUCAAAAGAAAUAACGCCGCUUGGGCCAGAGGCCAAUAGCAGAACCGGAAGAACCAGGAGAAGGCCGAGAGUUUGGGCGCUUUCCACUAUCGAAACGUCCAAAGGUCAACAUCUAGCUUGGGAAAGCCAACCCAUCGAGAACGCCACCCCACAGCUGAAUGUUAGAAGUUCAGGACUGACCAAGAAUAAAGAUUAUUCUUAUUUUCACUAUGCAGGAUUCUAGACAUACCAUGUAAGGUAUGCGGCGACUUUUCGUCCGGCAAGCACUAUAACAUCUUCGCUUGCGACGGGUGCGCAGGCUUCUUCAAACGAAGUAUCAGAAGAAACCGGAAGUACGUUUGCAAGGCGAACGAAGAAGGUUCUUGCGUCAUAGAUAAGACGCAUCGUAAUCAAUGCAGGGCUUGCAGAUUGACGAAAUGCGAGGCAGCUGGCAUGAAUAAAGAUGCUGUUCAGCACGAAAGGGGUCCACGAACUUCCACUCUACGGCGUCAGCAAAUUUCCAACUUGUUCGAAGCUCGCGACUCAAUGUUCGUGUCUUCGACUGGAGGAGCAUUGAAUUUAGCUGUGCCCAAAGCUGUAUCGCCACUGUCCAGUAUGUCCUUGACACCACCUCUCGACAUCAGUUUUCCACAUGGUGUACCGCCACUUAGUACUCUUCCAGGAGCUUACAGCUCCAUCUUUUCUAUGCCUAAGCUUCCAUUGCCGAUGACAUCGAUGCUUCCCACGCCAGUGCUGAGUCCAGCAGUUAUCUGCGAGUCAGCUGCCAGACUUCUGUUCAUGAAUGUUCAAUGGACGAAGACCAUAACCCAGUUCACCUCUCUGCCCCUACAAGACCAGCUUCUGCUAUUGGAAGAAUCCUGGAGGGAGCUUUUCAUUCUUGGAGCAGCGCAGUUCCUGCCUAUCGCCGACCUCACCACACUAGUUUAUUCUUGUGGAGCCUUGGACAGGAUCUUCAACAAGGCAAUGUUCCUCCAGAGGGUGCAGCAGUUUGAAGAGGUCCUGAGCAAUGUCAGGCAAUUUCAACUUGACAACCAGGAGUAUGCGUGCUUAAGAGCCACAGCUCUUUUCAAGAUCUCUUUUGAAGAUACCUCCAUGGAGAUAUGUCCAGAUUCAACUAGCUCUCCAGAGCAUAAUCAACAAAAGAGCUUGACCGAUGCUGCAAGGAUCGCCAGUAUACAAGAUGACGCGCAACUGGCGCUUAAUAAAUAUAUUACAUCUGUACAUCCAGAUCAACCUUUAAGGUUUGGAAAGCUUCUGCUGUUAAUUUCUACUUUUAGAAAUGUUUCCGGGGAAACAAUUGAAGAAUUAUUCUUCAGGAGAACUAUAGGAAACAUUCCUAUAGUUAGGAUAAUGUGUGACAUGUAUAAGUCACAACCGAGUUCGACAAUAUGAUUAGCUGAUCAACUCGAAAAACCUCCAUCUUUAGUGGGUUAUCGGAAAUGCAUUAGGAACUUUUAAGCUUUGUCGCUUCUCUUUGAGACAUGCAUAGAGGCUAUAGGUGUAACUGCAUAUCAAAACCACCCCAAAGUUAUUCAAAUAUGGAUCAAUCUAAAUUAUAUACCUAUCAAUAGGUCGUAACCAUGGGACACUAACUCCAAAAACGUAUAUUUUCGAAAAUAAUGUUUACGAUAGCAAUUUUGCAUCAGAUAAUUUUGAAAAAAUUACCACUAUAUUGUUAUAUCCUACAUAACCGCGACCUUUUAUAGAUUUGUAGAACUUAUAUAGGUUACUCUGUCAGCAAAAUAUCGUGAAUACAGUUUUUCAUAAUUUCGCAAUGGACAGAAGUAAUAGAAUUGUUGGGUUUUUAAGACCCAACUUACUUGAUAUCACGUUUAAAAUGCCUAAAAUUGAAGAACAUCGCGAAACAUGCCGUUUUUCGACUGUUGGUGUUUUUUUGGGUAAAAAUGCAUGGUUUUGUUAGCGGAUCUGAAAAGAGUGCAAGAAAGCACUGAUAUACGGUGAAUUUUUAAGUUUGCCAAGUUUUAAUUAGCUAACCAAACUUUCGAAAAAGGAUUUCAAAUUUUCUCUCUCAAAACUAAGCUCUCCACAAAUCCAUAAAAAUUCCGGGAUGUAGCAUCGAUUUUUUAAUUUUUUACGAAACUUUGCGCCCGUAAAAAUUAUUUUAAAAAAAAACACGUUUUUGAGAUUAGAGACUCCUAAGGGCGGCCUAUUGAUCUGAAAAUUUAUAUAGCCUUUGUACAUACAAAACUAAAUGACAGAACUUAAGAUACAACAGUCAUCCUAUUCAUAUCUGGUAGCCAUCUAUAGACAGCCACUGAAUACUACAUAGUAUAUAAUAUUGACUGUGAUAUUCUUUAUUUUAUAAUAUUUCUGCAUAGAAAGGUAUUCUAGAGUUGCGGGCCAAAUUCUACAGAGAAUUUUUUUACUUUGAAGCAGCCGCGCAGGCAGAAGCCUAAAAAAGAGAAUUUUAAACCGCCUAAAGUUAAUAGAAUGACAAUAAUUUUAAGAAAAAUGUGUAUUUUUAUAAUGUAAGAUUUCACGCAGUAUUGAUUACUGCGUAUAUAUUUAUCCGCUGUAGAUAGUUAACUUUUUGUACAUUAGCUACCUGAAUAUUUUAUGUUA